CUUGAAAUUACACCCGCAGUUUGUCAAAUCGCUCCCAAAUAAAAAAAACAACCUCUCUCUCUCUCUCUCUCUCUCCAUUAUUGCAUCAGGUUAUGAACGGUUCGCAAAACAAAUUGGCCCCAACAGUCAGCAGAGGUCCGACGGACGCAGACAGCAGCGGCUCGGAGACGAAGCACAGGGAGAGAAAGACAGGUGGAGGAAUGCUGAAGAAGCUGAAGUCGAGGCGCAGUCAGACGGAGAAGUGGCCCGUGGUCACAGAGGAUGAACUCCGGGCUCUGGGGAGAGAUAUUACCCCGGACAAUGUGCUGGGUCUCCGGGCAGUCACGGAGGACUAUCUGUGCAAACCUGAAGACAAUAUCUACAACAUUGACUUCACACGUUUCAAAAUCAGAGAUCUGGAGACGGGAACAGUGCUGUUUGAGAUUGCCAAACCUCCAAACAGCAGUCCCGUGGAGGGUGAAGAAGAGAGUGGAGAUGCAGACAUCAGCGCAGGGCGUUUUGUGCGAUAUCAGUUUACACCAGCCUUCCUAAAACUGUGCACAGUCGGUGCAACUGUGGAGUUCACAGUGGGCGACCGGCCUAUUAACAGCUUUCGUAUGAUUGAGAGGCAUUACUUCCAGGGACGCCUUCUGAAGAACUUCGACUUUGAUUUUGGAUUUUGCAUUCCCAACAGCCGCAACACAUGUGAACACAUUUAUGAGUUUCCACAGCUUCCAGAUGACCUCAUUCGCCAAAUGGUGGCGCACCCUUACGAGACCAGAUCAGACAGUUUCUACUUUGUUGACAACAAACUCAUCAUGCACAACAAGGCAGACUAUGCCUACAAUGGUGGUCUGUAAUACUUGAGUGGAUGAUGAUUGCAAUACUUCCCAGGGGAUUGAUUUCCUGCAUCACAACCACCCAAAGGCUUCUUUUUUGGGGGACAGUAUUCACUCCUUUUGUGGACAUUCCACCGAACUUGACAACAUUCUUUAUAACCAACAGACCACAUCUGCCUUCAUAUGAAAUCAUGGAUCCAUUCAUCAGUACCUCAUUGAGCUCAGUUUCUGUGACUCCGAGGAAUGUUCAGUCAAAUAUUUCUCUGUUAAUCCUGACUGAAACAUUUUUGUUCCGUCUUUCGGUUUGUCGUUCAAGUAUCAUGUUUCACUUUUGCCUUAAGUUUCUUGCCGUCUCUGCUGGAAAGGGACACUUUGAGUCAAAGACCUCUCAUGGCAAAGCCUUUAGACUGUGUUAGCUAUCACUUAAUUUACUUUAGUAUAGAGAUGUUAUCAGUUGAUGUUUAUUGGAACUACUUUCGCAAGUGACAAUUGUGUUUCCCAUAAGGAAAAGCGAGCAUUAACUAGAUGUUUUACAGUAUUGUUAAUCGUAGAGGAUCAUGUAGCAUUAGUUGACAUUGUUUGAGUUUCAUUCUUGCUUAAAUACCUAUCAGUUGUCAUUCAUUUGGACUGUUCGUGUCAGAUAUUUAAGUUUGGUUUCGGUUUUAUAAGGAACAUUAGGCUGACCAAUCUCAUCUUUAGUAGUUUAUUAUUGAAGAAUGGCAUGAUCCGUUUUCCUGAUGCCAGCUGUUCCCUCUGCUAAUAUCUGUUACAUUUUUAUGACAACAGUUUUUUACAACCUAAUUGGCUGUUGACUGGGAAUCGAGUGUUUGUUCUAUCAAACUCUGAAACACACUGUGAUACAUGAAUAGCAUUAGAUAACAGCAUAAUCUGACUUCCUGGACUUGCUUUAUAUGCCAUGGUUCAAACAGUUUGAUCUUUCCCUUUAUCCACUCCAAUGUGUAAGCACACACAGUUAUUUAACCCCUUGAGGUGAGUCUUCCUGACUUAUUUGGCACAACAGCACUGGGAAUCCCACUCUAGUUUUCCAGCGGUGUGGUGUACCUAUUAAACUGGUUGCUGAAUGCAUCCUCUGCCGCUCUGCACUCAGGUUCUCAAUCUAUCAAUUAAAUACACAGUAGCACACAUGACCGUACAGACUGAUGUAGCUUGGUAGUUGAUCUAUUUUUAAUGAGGCGGUUUGAUAGAUGCAGACAUGUUUCUCUUUUCAUAGAAGCCCUGUUUUAAGGACUAUACUGGUGGUUUUGCAUAUUGUAGCUCAUUAACUAAAUAUUGUGUAAUAUUUCUAUUAUACACAUGGUUCCAUUCUUAUUAGGUACACCUGAACAAUGUAACGUCAUUGUGCACAACAGCCUUGCAAAAAAUCCUACCUUCAUUAAGCUCGCAAUGCGCAUUUUGGUGACACUUAAUCACUUUAUUUAAGAGGCCGAUGUUGCUGUUGAAUUGUAUUCUAUCCACUGAAGGGUGUUCCUGAGAGGUUGGGAUGUCUGAUUCGCCAUUUACAUUUCUCAGAGCUUCACUUUAUACAGACAUGAAUGGAAAUCAGCAGCUGCCUGAAAGGCAUUUAAUUAAUGCAAAACCACUGGAAUAGUCUAACGGUUGUUUUCAAAUGUUACACACAUGAUCCAUUAACUGUACAUUGUAACAUUGAUUCCAUGUGCCUUAUAGCCAGGUGUUCGUUUUUAGGUUGUUGUUUUUUUAUGUAAGAGACCGUUGUGCAUCAUCCACCUGUUUGGCUGAAAUGAAGAGAAAAAAUAUUG
Anarrhichthys ocellatus (wolf-eel) is the source of this 2596-nucleotide messenger RNA. It is a transcript of the gene unc119b, whose product is annotated as unc-119 lipid binding chaperone B. Bases 93 to 839 code for a protein of 248 amino acids. The transcript has 5 exons. The record is from RefSeq and is a predicted model, not a curated record. Gene Ontology annotation, biological process: lipoprotein transport; nervous system development; cilium assembly. Lineage: Eukaryota; Metazoa; Chordata; Actinopteri; Perciformes; Anarhichadidae. Gene Ontology annotation, cellular component: cilium. Gene Ontology annotation, molecular function: lipid binding.